AGAAGCACAAACAAGGAAGACAGCAGCUGUGUCCCGUGCUGUCCAGACCCCCGCAGCCCAAACAUAAAGGCCGCCCCGGGGCAGGAGCCUCCAGAACUCACCGCGCUCCUCCCUGACUCCACUCCCACCCCACGCCACCAUGUGCCACACCAGCUGCUCCACGGGCUGCCAGCCGGCCUGCUGUGUGCCCAGCUCCUGCCAGACGUCCUGCUAUGUGCUCAGCCCCUGCCAGACGUCCUGCUGUGUGCCCAGCUCUUGCCAGCCGGCCUCCUGCACCCCCAGUUCCUGCCAGACGUCCUGCUGCGUGCCCGUGAGCUGCAGGCCCGCCCUGUCCGUGAGCUGCAAGCCCGCCGUGUACGUCGUCCCCUCCUGCCAGUCCUCUGUGUGUGUGCCCGUGAGCUGCAAGCCCCUCGUGCUCAUGGCCUCCUCCUGCCAGUCCUCCGGGGGCUCUGCUCCCAGGGCACAGGGGGCCACAUCUGCGCCCCUCCUGGAGGAAGUCUUCAGCACCCUCCGGGUUCUGCACAGGCAGAUGAAGAACAUGCCCAGUGGACCUUCGAAAGCCCAUGGAGCCUCCAGACCAGCCCCGUCCUCCACCCUGACUCCACUCCCGCCCCACGCCACCAUGUGCCAGUCCAGCUGCUCCACGGGCUGCCAGCCGGCCUGCUGCGUGCCCAGCUCCUGCCAGAUGUCCUGCUAUGUGCUCAGCCCCUGCCAGACGUCCUGCUGCAUGUCCAGCCCCUGCCAGACGUCCUGCUGUGUGCCCAGCUCCUGCCAGACGUCCUGCUGCAUGUCCAGCCCCUGCCAGACGUCCUGCUGUGUGCCCAGCUCCUGCCAGACGUCCUGCUGCGUGCCCAUGAGCUGCAAGCCAGCCGUGUGUGUGCCCAUGAGCUGCAAGCCAGCCGUGUGUGUGCCCAUGAGCUGCAAGCCAGCCGUGUGCGUGCCCGUGAGCUGCAAGCCCGUUGUGUAUGUGGCUCCCUCCUGCCAGUCCUCUGGGGGCUGCCAGCCCUCCUGCUCCACCCUGCUCUGCAGACCUGCCCCCUGCGGCACCCCUACCUGCUGCUGAGCCCACGGCCUCCUAGGACCCCUCCUCCAUGCGGUCAGGGGUAGCUGCUCUCCCAGCUCCUACCAGGCAGCCCAGACAUCACCCACUUCAGACCUUCCGGACCCGACUAGACCAGCUUACAGCAAAGCCACUUGAUCCCCGGUACCCAGGCGGAGAGUCGCCCCCAGUGUCUCUGGCUGGUGCAGGGUGCCCAGCUCUGCAGCCCCCGCACAAAAGUCUAAUAAAUUCCAGAGUGAUCUGA
Molecule: messenger RNA, 1304 nt
Organism: Mustela erminea (ermine)
Lineage: Eukaryota; Metazoa; Chordata; Mammalia; Carnivora; Mustelidae
Product: keratin-associated protein 10-4-like
Exons: 3
Coding region: 140-1063 (307 amino acids)
Cellular component (GO): keratin filament
Source: RefSeq, a predicted model, not a curated record